This is a messenger RNA of Eimeria necatrix, 1083 nucleotides long. Its product is annotated as pyridine nucleotide-disulphide oxidoreductase domain-containing protein, putative. NCBI's taxonomy places the organism in Eukaryota, Apicomplexa, Conoidasida, Eucoccidiorida, Eimeriidae. The transcript is spliced from 7 exons. The record is from RefSeq and is a predicted model, not a curated record. Gene Ontology annotation, cellular component: cytoplasm. Gene Ontology annotation, molecular function: oxidoreductase activity, acting on NAD(P)H; 2 iron, 2 sulfur cluster binding. The annotation marks the transcript as partial.
AUGAAGCUGCUGCGGCUGAGGCUGCACCGCCAAGUGGGCUCCUGCCCGCUGCUGCAGCAGCCGGUGCUGCAGCAGCAGCAGCGGCAGCCGAAGCGGCAGCAGCAGCAGCAGCAGCCUCAGUUCUUCUUCGGGCGGCCCGCCGCUGCGCCGGUGUCCCGCAUCGCAGCGUCCGGCGGCUUGCAGCUGCAGCAGCAGCAGCUGCUGCAGCUGCAGCAGCAGCAGCAGCAGCAGCAGCGGCAGCGCGCUGGGCCGAGGUGUGCUGCACUGGCCUCUGCUGCUGCUGCCUUCUGUGUUGCAGCAGCAGGCAGCAGACGCGAAGUGAAGCUGGGGGAGCUGACGGACUUCCCAGAAGGCGGGCUUUACGAGGUCUCAGUCAAUGAAGGUAAGGACAAAGUGCUGGUGGCUCAUGUGGACGGCGCCUUCUACUGCACUUCCUCUUCGUGCCCUCACUACGGAGCCCCCUUGGCCAAAGGUGUGGCGACAGCUGACCACGUCACUUGUCCCUGGCACGACGCCAAGUUCGACUUGAAGACAGGAAAGUGCAUUGCAGGGCCUGUGACCCAGGGAAUUCAGACCUACCCCGUGCAGGUGAAAGGCUCUUCUCUCUUUGCUUCCUUGCCGGAGCGUCUCGAAGAACACGAGCACAGCAUCAGUUGCUGCAGGAGGCGAGAAACUCGACACCGCCGGCAGCGUAGACAGCAGCAGCAGCAGCAGCAGCAGCAGCAGCAGCAGCAGCAGCACUGCCUUUGGUGCUUUGUCUCCCUGUCACUUCAGGCUUUUAAAGACAAGACGUUCGUCGUUGUGGGCGGCGGCCCCGCAGCUUCUGCUGCUGUUGAAGAGCUGCGAGCUCAAGGGUUUGAAGGCCGGCUGGUGAUGAUAUCUAGAGAAAACGUCCCCCCUUACGACCGGGUCAUGCUGAGCAAGAAUUUGAAAUGCGAGCCCAACAACAUCUUGCUGCGGCCUGUGGACUUCUUAACGGACACUCUGAAGGUGGAGCUGCGGCUGGGAGAGACAGUCGAGGCUGUUGACGCUGACGCGAUGACUGUGAAGACUGACAAGGGCAACGUCAUCAACUACGACAAG